CGAACAUAACCAAACUAUGCAAGCAAAACAAAUCAUUUGUGUCACCUGUCAAAAAAAACUCAAACAUUCAGUGCUACCAACAUGGAAAAAUAAAAUUACCCAUUUAUACCAAUAAUCGAUUGGUACGAGGUGCUGUCAAUAUAUCAGGCGCUAAGUCAAAUGAAAUUUCGAAAACUGACGUUGGAUUCGAAUUUUAAUGCGAAAAGUUUUCAAAGAUAAGUUUACCGGCACGAAGAACCUCGUCAGGUGAGCCAUCCGCGACUGAUCGCCGCGUAUCGUAACGCUAACUCGCUUCCAGGAAAGUCCUAUCGAAACCCAGUUCGUCGUCUCAUGAAUCCAUAUCGGACGCCGUAGAUUCGCUACAAGGCCGAAUGGAGCAGGAGAUGCUUUUGAAAACCGAACUAGACGCUCUCAAAGACCAAAUAACGAACUUGAAAGCGGCCAUUCAAGCGCUGCAAAGCGAGUCCGAGCAAAAGGACGUUUCCAUCGCGAAUCUGGCCCGAGACAAGGAGAAAAUCACGCUGGACCUCUUGCGGACGAAACGGUCCAACGGCAACCUGGCCAAGCAGCUCGAGGACGAGCGCAAAUUCUAUUUCAAAGAGAAAGAAAUCUACUGUCACGAGAUGAACGAGUGCAAGCGCUUGAAGAAGCUGCUGAGCGAAUCCACCGUAGGGCAGCAGGAAAGGGCCGUCGAAGAGUACAAAAACGAAGUGGCCAGACUCAAGCAAACCUUGAACCAAACGCUCGAGGCCAAUUACAAUUUGAGCAUCAAAUUUCUACGCAUGAAAAACACGAAAACCUGCCUCAAAACCGAGCUGCAAACCAUGCAACUCGAACACGAAAAGCUUACGAACGAGUACAAAUCGAAAAUCGAAUGCCUAAACACCGAACUCAACGAGGCUCUAACCGAGAAAAUCCGCGAGACCCUCUCACCCAGCAGCAAAAAAUACCUCCAGCUGGUGAAGCAGAACAGCUGCUUGGUGUACGAGAACCUCUGCCUGCAGCUGGAAGUCGACAAUUUGAACUACAAAUUGGAGAAGCUCGAGCUGAAAAAGAGCAAGAGCGCGACGAACGAGCGUUUAUCUUACAUUCCCCAUCGGUUCCCCGUGGAUUUGAGGGACCCCAAGGAGCUGUACGCGGACGAAACGCCGGAGAAGCUGGCCAACGACGAGCCGAAGCCGUGCUGCAGCAAAACCGGCGAAUACGAGACGAUCAAGUUGUACGAAAGGGCGACACCGGCGUCGCGGCGGAAGGAGAAGAAGCGCAAAAGCAAGGCGAAAACGGAGGAAUCGAAGAAGAAGAGCGUCAAAUCGCAAACGUCGAUCGUCAGCGAGUUAUUGUCGAAUUGUAAAAUCAACGUAGACGAUAGCUACAAAGAGAAAAUAUCGAAAUACAAACCGUCUAAGUUGGCCCUUUUUCAGGUAUCUAACGUUACUUCUUACACGUCCACGAACGUCGUGGGCUCGCUGAAACGGGCCCGAUCCUCGCCUGAUAUCCUACAAACCUGUAAUUUACCUUAGUAAUUGCGUUUUUUU
Phyllotreta striolata is the source of this 1535-nucleotide messenger RNA. NCBI's taxonomy places the organism in Eukaryota, Metazoa, Arthropoda, Insecta, Coleoptera, Chrysomelidae. The record is from the annotation of a GenBank genome assembly.